CAGGCAGUAGAGUUGUUUCGAUGAGUCCCAGAAUGGGGUGUUUGGAAAACGAUUGUGCAAAGAGUUGUUCCAUUCAUGUUGAUGAUGGUAGUACAGUUGGCAAGGUUAUAACUUGCAAAGCCGCCGUGGUCUAUGCCCCCGGACAGCCCAUGAUCGUGGAGGACAUUCUGGUGGCUCCGCCGCAGAAAAUGGAGGUCAGAGUCAAGAUCCUGUUCAGUUCGAUUUGUCAUUCCGACCUAAGUGCCUGGCUAGGCAAGAACGAAGCCGAACGUGUUUUCCCUCGAAUUUUGGGUCACGAAGCCUCUGGGGUGGUUGAGAGCGUGGGAGAAGGGGUGGGGGAUUUGAAACCGGGAGACCACGUGGUACCAAUCUUCAACGGGGAAUGCGGGGACUGCGCCUACUGCAAAUCCGAGAAGACCAACCUGUGCAAAGAUUAUCGGGUGAAUCCCUUGAAGAGUACGAUGAUUAAUGACGGAAAGUGUCGGUUUUCCAGCAAGGAUGGGAACCCCAUCUAUCAUUUCCUCAACGCUUCCACAUUUACCCAGUACACUGUACUUGAUUCCGCCUGUGUUCUCAAGCUUGACCCAUUGGCUCCCCUCAAAACCAUGACCUUGCUUAGCUGUGGAGUUUCUACCGGACUUGGAGCCGUGUGGAACACCGCCGACGUUCAAGCCGGAGACACAAUAGCUGUUUUUGGCCUCGGAGGCGUUGGUUUGGCUGUCGUGGAAGGUGCACGAAUUAGAGGUGCAUCAAAAAUAAUCGGAAUAGACACUAAUUCCAGUAAACAUAUCAAAGGUGAAGCUGUUGGAAUUACCCAUUUCAUAAACCCAAAGGAACUUGACAAGCCCGUUCACGAGAAAAUUCACGAAAUGACAGGAGGUGGUGUGCACUAUAGCUUUGAGUGUGUUGGACACCCCGAUGUACUCCGCGACGCGUUCUUAUCCACUAGUGACGGUUGGGGAUUGACGGUGGUUCUGGGGAUACAUACGAGCCCAACGACACUGCCAAUCCACCCAAUGGAGCUGUUUGACGGGCGGAGGGUGGUGGCGUCGGUCUUCGGCGACUUCAAAGGGAAGUCACAAUUGCCUCACUUUGCCAAACAAUGCAUGGAAGGGGUGGUUAAGCUGGAUGAAUUCAUCACCCACGAAAUGGAAUUUGAGCAGAUAAAUGAGGCCUUCCAGCUGCUUAUUGAAGGAAAAUCAUUGCGUUGUCUUCUUCGUCUUUGAUGCAUUUUCUCAGGAAAUUGGCCAACAUUCAUGCAAAAAUUUUAAAUUUUCAAUGCAUUUUAUUAAAUUACAUUAUAAAUUACUGUGCAUCAAAAACAUUAUAAAUUACUGUGCAUUUUCUUGUAAUUUUUCUCUAAUUUUCUAUAAA
Molecule: messenger RNA, 1374 nt
Organism: Ipomoea triloba (trilobed morning glory)
Lineage: Eukaryota; Viridiplantae; Streptophyta; Magnoliopsida; Solanales; Convolvulaceae
Product: alcohol dehydrogenase-like 4
Exons: 10
Coding region: 21-1226 (401 amino acids)
Biological process (GO): formaldehyde catabolic process
Cellular component (GO): cytosol
Molecular function (GO): S-(hydroxymethyl)glutathione dehydrogenase [NAD(P)+] activity; zinc ion binding
Source: RefSeq, a predicted model, not a curated record